Molecule: messenger RNA, 3363 nt
Organism: Rotaria sordida
Lineage: Eukaryota; Metazoa; Rotifera; Eurotatoria; Philodinida; Philodinidae
Source: the annotation of a GenBank genome assembly
AUGGGCGAUUUACAGGCCGAAAUUGAAUUAACAGUUGAAUUAAGAAAAUUUUUUAAUAUUGAUUUAUUUGUUCAAGGUUAUUAUCAAAUUCGUGCUGGAAUAAAAGUUGCGCCGAAGAUUCAAUCGGCAACUAAAAUUGAAGUUAAAUCUGAAUUUCCUUUUACUAUUGAUGAUUCAAAUGAACCAAUUUAUCCUGCAUGUAUAUUUAAUGAUUGGGGUGUUAGUAAAACAUUUUUAGUUAUAUAUAAAAGUGAAGAAGUCGAACUUGAUGAUCAAUUUAAUUUUAAACUUUCAGUUAUUGUUGAUGCUCAACAUAUUACGGAUUGUUUUAAUCGAAUGGAUAUGCAACUUUGUCUUGAACUUUUUUUUAUGGAAAAAGAUUACUCACCGGAAAAAAUUGGAACAAUGCAAUCAUUAUGUAGUCGAUGUUAUAAACUUCAUUUUAAUCCCCGUUUGGGAGUUCAUACUCAUAUGCCAAUACUUUUUGAUUAUUUUCAUUUAUCUGCAAUAACAACAACUAUUCAUGGUUCAUUACUUUGUCUUAUUCCACCUUAUGUAUUUGAUCGACCAAAUGUACAUCGAACUUCAUUAUUCAGUUUUCUCUUUGGUCAAGAUUUAUCACAAGUUACAACUGAUCAAUUGCAUCCAAGUUUACUUGAACGAGCUUAUCAUCUACAUAAUAAUAUAUGUGAAAUACUUCUUUCAUCUUAUGAAUCUUUACAAGAUUUUUAUGAAAAAAUGAUUCAACAUUUACCAGCAAAUGAACAAAAACCAAUACAUCAUCAUCAAAAUUGUCGUCAACGAUUAAAAGAACUUUGUCAAAAAUUAAAAACUGUAGAUGAUGUUCAUUCAAUAGACGAUUUAGCACAUGCACAUAUUGCUCAAUGUUCAGCAGAAAAUAUAAUGCUUUGGUGUCAAUUUAUUCAAAUAUUUGGUUUACAUGAAAUAACGGCAAUUGUUCUUGCGAAAGACUAUCAUUUCAAACGAGUAAAACGUCUUUCAGAAUGUUUCUUUCUUCGUGAAACAUCACGAAUCAAUCUUCUCAUCAAUGAAAGUGACAUAUAUAAUGAUUUACAUGAACUUGUUAGAAAUUCUUUAUAUUAUUCACGUUUACCACAUUUACCAAUUGAAUGUGUUGAACUUGAUGGUACACCAGAUACUUUACCAAUUCUUGUCGAAGAAAUUUAUACACCUACUGAACAACAGUCAACAACAGCAAUUUUAUCAUCAUUAAAUUCAAAGACUAACAAUGAUAAUUCUGUUUUACAAAGAGUUCAAAAUCUUAAUAAACUCCAGCCAAAUCUCAGUCAUAGUUUUAGUGGAAAAUUAAAUGAAACAACGUCCAAUUCUGUUUCAAAUAGUCCAUCAACAUCACAUUCAAAAUCUCAGAAACAACAACAACAACAACAACAACAAACGAAAGCAUCACCAACUAAGAAUAAUUCAAAUAAUACAAAUGCAACACCAACUCGUCAUCAAUCUGCUAAAAGCUUUUCAUUAUUUCGAAAUCAUACAUUAAAACAUACUAAUCCCGUAGUCGCAUUACCUAAUGAGCCAUUUGUAAAAUUAACUUCAAUUCGUAAAGUUGAUCAAGAUAAUAUACAAUCAUCACCAACACUUAAAUCUCAUAUUAAUCCAUCAUUUGGUCUAUUUCCUAAUCAAUCUGAUUCAGAUAUAAAUAAUAGUCAUUAUAAUAAAUUCAAUUCUUCAUAUUUAUCGACACCAACAAGUCAUCAUUCAUUACCUAAUGUUUCAUUCAAACGAAGUAAUAGUGCAUCAACAACAAAUUCAAAUCUAAUUGAUUCACCAAUUGUUCCAAAUUUUUUAUGUGGAACAUCAGAUAAAAUAAAUGAUGAAGUUUUUCUAACAAAUAAUCAAAAUAAUAUUGUUGCUGCAUCAACAUUUGAUGAUUCAAGUAUGAAAUCAAAAGUUUUACGAGCAUCAUAUCGUGGUAAAGCUCAUACAAUGGAUAGACCAAUAAAAAAACCAACAACAUUACGUUCAUUAUCAACAUCAGAAACACAUAAUAAUACUAAACAACAUUCAACAAAUAUACAAAAAAAAUAUUUUAUUACAAACAGUGAUGAUAAAAUAUCAACAACAAAUCGACCAGUGAAUUAUUCACUUGAUUCUGUUCUUAAUUUUACUUUAGAAUUAGAACAAAGAUCAACAGAUGAUAUUCAACGUCGACAUACAACAUCAACAAAUGAUAUUGAUCCAUUAUUAUUAAAUGGUUUAACUGAUGAUGAAAAUCAAUUAAAUUUAAUAGAAAAAACAAAUGAAUAUAAUUCUUCUAUGAAUAUUAUUGAUGAUGAUAAUAAUGAUCAAUCAAUUAAUUUAGAAAAUAAUCAACAGGAAAAUUCAUUAGAAUAUGAUCGAUUACAAAAUAAUUCGAUUAAUAGUCAAACUAUUGAAUUUGUUGUUCACAAAGAAAAAUUAAAACAAAUAUUAUCAUCAAAAUAUUCAUCAAAUUUAAUGUUUUUUUCUGAUUUUUCAACACCAAUAUCAAUGAAUCCAUAUUUUUCUCCAGAUAUAAUACCAUUUAAUACAAAUGGUACUCAUCUUAUAAUAUGUGUACAUGGUUUAGAUGGUAAUUCUGGUGAUUUACGUUUAAUAAAAACCUAUCUUGAAUUAUGUUUACCAUCAUGUCAAUUAGAUUUUCUUAUGUCAUCAUCAAAUCAUUCAUCAACAUUUGAUGAUAUUGAUGUUAUGGUUAAACAACUUAUUGAAGAAAUUCAUAUACAUAUUGAACGUUAUGGAUUAAAACCACAACGUAUUAGUUUUAUUGGUCAUUCAUUGGGAAAUUUAAUAAUACGUGCUGCUGUUAGUCAUCAACGUUUUGAACCAUAUAGACCAUUACUUUAUACAUAUCUUUCUUUAUCUGGACCACAUUUAGGAACAUUAUUUAAUACAAGUGGUUUAGUUAAUAUAGGAAUGUGGUUAAUGCAAAAAUGGAAAAAAUCAUUCAGUUUAUCACAAAUGUCAUUUUCCGACCAUAUUGAUCCGAAACAAACAUAUUUAUAUAAACUUAGUAAACAACCUUGUUUAGAAUUUUUUAAAAAUAUUUUAUUAGUUGCCUCACCACAAGAUCGUUAUGUUCCAUUUCAUUCAGCUCGAAUUGAAGUUUGCAAAGCUGCAUUGAAAGAUACGGCUUACGGCUCAAUUUAUGUCGAAAUGAUAAGUAAUUUACUUGAACCAAUCCUACGUAAUCCAUCAAUAACAUUCGUUCGUUAUAACGCUUUUCAUAACAUUCCAUCGGGUACUAAUAAUAUUAUUGGUCGUGCAGCACAUAUAGCUAUAUUGGAUUCUGAAUUAUUUGUUGAAAAACUUAUAUUGAUUAGUGCUGCUAAAUAUUUUAAAUGA